CUUAAUGGGUUAUUUCAAUAUUGUAUUCAAUGGAAUACGGCUACGAGAGUGAGCGAAGCUAGCUGCAAAGGAUUUGAAAAUUCCUUCUGAAGAUCUUAAGAAUUUUAUCAUUCAGCAUGACUCCACUCAUAGGGCUCAUAAGAGAGCAAAGACAAAUUAUAAUAGCAGAAGUGGAUUUUCAAGAGACCAGGCUUAUUUUGAUAGCAUGAUCGAUUCCUCCCCAUUAAAAUAACAACGUAAUCAGAAAGAUAAAGCUUGUUGCUGAGCAAAUUCUUGAAAAAGGGUACCAUAACCCUCCAGAUUGUGGGUGAGAAGUUGCAAAUCAAAAUUUGAACAAAAGAAAAAUAAAGCCUUUGAAUAUGAGAAGGACAACUGCUGCUUCAAAUCGAGCUCAUCUAGACCAUCAAAAUAAUACUCUUGAGCAGACAGAUUUCUUAGAAGGUAAGAAAUCUGAAGGUUUUUUCUUGACUGACAUUGCGAGUAAAUAUCCUCAAAAUACUCGAAGAAAUCCCUCCAGUAAGCCUGAAGGGAGUCGAAGAAGCGGAAGAAUGCCUUCAGAGAAGAUUAUUGCCAACCAAAGAGUCACUUUUCUCACAAAACCUGAGGAUGUCAGCCUCCAGGAAAACAAAAGUUUUAACCUAGUCAAGUGUCGUCAACGUCUCAAGGAGCUCACUGAUAGCAGGAUGAGGAACUUACUUAAAAAGAAAGAGAAAUAGGGAAAAGCAGUUAGAAAAGUUCUAUAAAUCUCAAAGAAAACAGGAGAAAGGCAAGAUUGCCAUUCAGCUGAAAUAAAGAAGAGCAUCGCCAGAUUAUUUUCCAGAGCUACAAGAACAAGAUUAAGCAACUGGAGGAUAAGUCCCUGAACGAGUACAGGAGUCAGGUAAGACAAAGCAGAAAAAGAAUGAAGAAAGAGUAUCAGAACUUUACGAAAUCCAGACAUUCAACUGGGUUUGCAAAUUACUACACCCAAGACACUAGGAUCUAUGCAAGCGAUGCUGAAAAGAACCUAGAGGCAUAUAACCAAAAGCAGAGACUAGCAGAGCAGAGAAUUACUAACAAUUUGGAAAAAGUAUCUUCUAAAGCGAGAAAAGCAACUGAAAAUGUACCUAAAAUAUCUGAAAAGAAAUCUCUGAUAGACUUACAGAAAGAGGAAAGACAGCAAAUAGAGUUUGUCAAGCUGCAUCGGAAGAACGCAAGCUCUUACAGAAGGAAAGAGACUUUGAUGAAGAAAAUGAGAGAAAACCAUAAGCUAAAUUUAUCAAUGAGAAUUGAGAAAUCCAAGUCAAUCAAGAACUACAACGAUCAAGAGUUUUCUCAUUGGCAAGGAAAAUUACAAUCACAAUACUUAAAAGAUUUAAAAAAAAUUAAACAAAAGAAGGAACAGCUGGAUAAUAAUGUAGAGAAUCUCAAGGAGGUGAAUACACUGAGAUUUUGAGUGAUGCAGAACAAUUUCAAGAGAGAACAAAGAAGGUCCCAGCAUCGCAAGAAUCGAUUACUUGAUAGAGAGAUUAACAACAGAGAAAGGGUUCAAAAGAUCCACCAACAGAAGCAGGCCACUAUUGAAAACCAGAUGGAGAUCAACCGAAUUGUGAGAGAACAAGCCCAGAUGAUUAAUUUCCACUAGCUCAAUACUGUAC
Molecule: messenger RNA, 1637 nt
Organism: Moneuplotes crassus
Lineage: Eukaryota; Ciliophora; Spirotrichea; Euplotida; Euplotidae
Source: the annotation of a GenBank genome assembly